UAUUUUUGAAGGAUUGCAGAUUAUUUCUGAGGAAAGACUUAUUCUAUUUUUCUCUUCUUAUUUCGGAUUUUUCUUUCUCUUUUUCUUUCUUUCUUUGUUUCUUUCUUUCGUUCUUUCUUUCUUUCUUUCUGUAAUUAAUUAAUUGAUUAAUUAAUUACCUUUUUGUUGAUUAAUUUCAUGUUUUUAUUGGAGUUUGGAGGAGUUUGUCAAUGGCUCAUUUGGGUGAAAGACGAGGCCCGGGCCGCUCCAGAUCCAGGAGUGCUGCUGUCUCUCAGACGGAUGAUCAGGAGGUUGAAAGACGUGGCUCUGGUGACGGCGCUCAGGAACCGCUGCCAAACCCAAACCAGCCGCUGAGCCAAGAGCUGCCUGGACACAUCGCACCUCUGCCUUCAGAGUUGGCCGUUUCUGUGUCCACAGAUCAGCCUCACAGGAAGAGGAAGUGGCAGAGCGGCAGCCAGGAGGAUGAGCAUCCGUCUCCUUCAUACAGAAGAGCUGCCAAACGCUCCCGCAGAGAAGCGUAUGUGAAGGGCCCAUUGCUGGGGCGAGGAGGAUUCGGCUCUGUGUAUGCUGGGACCCGCAGGUCUGAUGGACUGCCAGUUGCCAUCAAGUACGUCUCUAAACGAGGAACACAGAGACUGAGAGUUGAAGGUCAGGGUCGGCUGCCGCUGGAGGUGGCGUUGAUGACCCUGGUCAAUUCGGCUCCUGCCUGCCCCAACGUCCUGACGCUGCUGGAGUGGUUUGACCGUCCCAGACGCUACACCAUGAUCCUGGAGCGCCCGCUUCCUUGCCAAGAUCUGGAGAGUUUCUGUGAGGAGAACGGACGCCUGGAGGAGAGUCUGGCCAAGAAAGUGCUGCUGCAGCUGAUCACGGCGCUGAAACACUGCGAGAGCCGUGGAGUCCUGCACCGGGACGUCAAACCAGAGAACCUGCUGAUCUCCACAGACUCACAUGACAUCAAGCUGCUGGACUUCGGCUGUGGAGAUCUGCUGAAAGACUCGGCCUACAAACACUUUGCAGGCACUCUUCAGUACGCCCCUCCUGAGUGGUUUCGGCAGCACCGUUAUCAUGCGGGACCGGCUACGGUUUGGUCAGUGGGGGUGACGCUCUACAACAUCCUGUGCAGCUGUUUCCCCUUCAGAGGCGCAUUGAGGGUCACCUCCAAAAGCAGACUGCUCUUUCCUAGAGAGCUGUCGACAGGCAAGAGACAGAAAUCAGGUCCAGAUCCAGGAAUCGUUGACUGGAAGUCUGUCGGUCCAGAUGUGAGGUGUGAUGGCUGUAGAUGCAUCUACAAAAACACCACUGGAUACUGUGGCCAUGAAACAAAGGGGGUCUUCACAGCGUUCUGUUCAGACGAAGAGUUUGCUGGCUUCUGUUCUGCUACUACCGCAUAAAUGAAUGAAUGAAUGAAUGAGUGGUUUAUUUAUUUAUUUAUUUUAUUUGACUUGAAUU
This is a messenger RNA of Carassius carassius (crucian carp), 1449 nucleotides long. RefSeq names its product serine/threonine-protein kinase pim-3-like. NCBI's taxonomy places the organism in Eukaryota, Metazoa, Chordata, Actinopteri, Cypriniformes, Cyprinidae. Gene Ontology annotation, molecular function: protein serine/threonine kinase activity; ATP binding. The record is from RefSeq and is a predicted model, not a curated record. Gene Ontology annotation, cellular component: cytoplasm. Gene Ontology annotation, biological process: protein autophosphorylation; negative regulation of apoptotic process; regulation of mitotic cell cycle. The transcript is spliced from 7 exons. Bases 210 to 1391 code for a protein of 393 amino acids.